GGAGAUCAAAUAGAAAACCACUGGUACGGAAUAUAUUGUGUGUGCAUUUAUUGAGAUAUACGAUGCUCAACUGCAGCAAAACGUGACACGGUCUGUAAAGUUCCAUAGCUGUAGUUAAAGGUAUUGACCACUUGUUAUCCAUGGUUACACCCAAAACCUGCCAACUCCCAAAAUCCAAAGGAAUAUGUGUUUUAUUCCCUUAAACCAAUCCACCCUUGCCUCUUCCAUCACAUUUUCUCUUUCUUCAGACCGCUUUGCUAGACCCUCAUAAAACGGUAUUUCCCAGAUGUCAGACGAUUUGCUGGUACCCGAAACGCGGGUGUUGGCCAUAGCAAGCCAUGUGGCGCAUGGAUUUGUCGGCAAUACGAUGGCGACAUUCGUCAUGCAGUCGUUGGGAUGCGAUGUCACGGCGAUAAAUACGGUCCAAUUUAGCAAUCACACCGGUUACGGACAGUUCAAAGGCACGAAAUCCACGGCACAGGAGAUUGCUGCUCUGUACGCAGGGCUGAAACAGAGCUUCCUGACCGAUUUCGAUGUCCUACUGUCCGGGUAUGCGCCCAGCGCCGCAGCUGUGGAGGCAGUUGGCGAAAUCGGCCUUGAUUUACGGCGCAGGUCCCGCACAAAGCCCGGGUCGUUCUUUUGGGUUCUUGAUCCGGUAAUGGGCGACCAAGGACAGCUCUACGUGAAUGAGGAUGUGGUGCCCGCGUAUAAGAAAAUAAUACCUCAUGCCGAUUUAAUAUUGCCAAACCAAUUCGAGGCAGAACUCCUGUCUGGUAUAAAAAUAACAUCUCCCUCUAACCUCGUGGACGCCAUCACCUCCCUCCAUCGUACCUACAACGUCCCACACAUUAUCAUAACCUCCGUGCAGCUCCCGUCAAUCACAUCCUCAACCACCUCAGCAGUAUCCAGCUCCACAGCAACAGAAAGCACUGACACACUGACCAUAAUCGGCUCUACCGCACGCUCUGACGGAAGCCCGCGCCUCUUCAAAGUGGAAGUCCCCCGUCUGGACUGCUUCUUCAGCGGCACGGGUGACAUGUUUGCUGCACUUACUGUUGCACGAUUACGUGAAGCCGUAUUUGCGGCUGACGCGGACGCGGAGGCUGAUGCGAUAGCUUGCCGAAGCGCAUACCCCUUUGGCCCCGCCACCACCACCACCACAUCCCAAAAGAGUUUUCUCGAAGUGCCAUCAGCCGGGCUCCGACCUAGAUCUUCUACCACAUGCUCCUUCUACUCGCUCCUCCGCAAUGCCCCGUCCUGGCAAUCUCCCGAUUUCGUUCCUGCCAACGAGCUACCCCUCGCCCAAUCCACUGUCAAAGCCCUCGCCAGCAUGCACUGCAUCCUGGAAAAUACCAUGGACGCGAGAAUGGACGAGUUGGCACAGUAUCCGCCAGAUGAUGACGAGGUGUCUUGUUUGCAGGAUGCGAUUGAGUUUGCGGGGCUGUCGGAGGCGGCGCGGCGUGAAGCCCGAGAGAAGAGGGCGCAUCUAAGGAAGACGAAGGCGGCGGAGAUACGGCUUGUGAGGAACGUAGAAUUGCUGAAAAACCCCCAGGGGGUGGAAUUUGUGGCGGAGGAGUUCAAAGUGUGA
Molecule: messenger RNA, 1588 nt
Organism: Histoplasma capsulatum G186AR
Lineage: Eukaryota; Fungi; Ascomycota; Eurotiomycetes; Onygenales; Ajellomycetaceae
Product: pyridoxine kinase
Exons: 6
Coding region: 368-1588 (406 amino acids)
Biological process (GO): pyridoxal 5'-phosphate salvage
Cellular component (GO): cytosol
Molecular function (GO): pyridoxal kinase activity
Source: RefSeq, a predicted model, not a curated record